Molecule: messenger RNA, 374 nt
Organism: Oncorhynchus keta (chum salmon)
Lineage: Eukaryota; Metazoa; Chordata; Actinopteri; Salmoniformes; Salmonidae
Product: outer dense fiber protein 2-like
Exons: 2
Coding region: 15-374 (119 amino acids)
Biological process (GO): regulation of cilium assembly
Cellular component (GO): centrosome
Source: RefSeq, a predicted model, not a curated record
UCCUCUUUCAGGCCAUGUUGUCUGCAGUGGAGGAGAAGCUGACUCUGUCCCAGUCAGAGGUACAACAUGUCAAAGCCUCUGUGAAGCAAUACGAGAGCCUAGUGGACAACUACAAGACCCAGGUGGUGAAGACACGGGCCGAGGCAGACGAGUACUGUGCCAGGCUGGGACAAGCAGAGCGAGAGGCGCGGGAGGUCCGGGACCAGCUGGAGAGCGAAGUGGAGGCGGUGCGCAGGGAGCUGCUGGGCCGGCUGACGGAGCUGGAGCCUCUUCCUGAGGCACUGCGGCGCUCUGAGGUCCUACUGGAAGAAGCUCAGGACAGAGAACAUGCCCAGGAGAGACGUAGCACCGAGCUGAGUGUCAGUCCUGGCUGA